AUGGCCAACCAAAGAGAAAAAUGGAAAAGGAAAAAACGAGAGCAGGCCAGCAGCUCUACCAUGUUGUGCCAAGAGUUUUCACCCUUAGGGUCUUGCCUGCUGGAGCACUUUGCAGAUGGCAUCAAGUCAGGGGCAUCCACCAGUGAUAUCCAGGAGCUUGCAUCCCUUGGCAACCAUGGCCAGAAUCCCAACCACAUUGCCCACCAAUUGCAAUCCAAGUACUGUGAAAGCACUGACAUAGACUUGCCCAUGCCCUACUUUGUGGAGACUCCUGUGCAGCUCAGAACAGCAGAUGGCCUGUAUGUGGCACAGAAGAAAAUAGGGAUGUUCUUACCACAUGAGUGGUUUUAUUGGCUUUGUGGCCAAGACCAAGCUAUGUCAGGGUUGCAAAAUGUUGAAGAGUUCUGGAAAGAACACAGCCCAAAAGACCCACAGCUGAAGAACAACAUUAUCAAAGAGACUCAGCAGCAUAGAGAACACAGACAUAAGUGCUUGCCCUGUGGCUUACAUGGAGAUGGGGGCCAAUUCCAGCGAAAUGAUAGCAUCAAUGUGAUCAGCAUGAGGAGCCUGCUAUCCAGCCUCAAUGUUGCUUCAAGCCAGCUCUUGCUACUGGCUUUGCCAAAGGGUGCCAUCAACAAGAGCCCUGAUGAUGCAGCAUUUGACACCAUGAAGGUCCUUUGGCAAGUACUCCAAUGGUCUUGGGAAGCUGCUUUCUACAACAAGUUUCCUGAAUUUGACCAUGCAGGGAACCCUUGGCCAGCAAAGUCUUGGAGACAGCAAAUGGCUGGUCAACCUUUGAGCAGAGAAGGCUUCAGAGCUUGCAUCUGGGCAGUGCAGGCAGAUGGUGAGUACCUCCAGAAUGAGUUCCAGCUGAAAGGUGCAUCACGUGAGGAGAUGUGCUUCAAUUGCUCAGCAAACAAAAGCACUCUCCCCUAUAAUGACUUCAGGCCCACUGCAGCUUGGAGGGCUACAGUGGUGGAGCAUGCAGGGACAUGUCCUACAGAUCAUGUGAUCAGCACCAUUCCAGGUGUGGUUGGUGAAAGCUUCAAAUAUGACACCCUACAUGUGCUAGAGGAAGGCCUCACAGCACAUGUGCUGGCCAAUGUCCUCUUUGACCUGGUUGUGAAGCCAGGCCUGCCAGGAACACAGAAUGAGAGACUGACCUACCUCUUUAGGAAAAUCUGCGCCCUCUACCAAGAGCAAGGCAUUGAGGCCAGUGACAGGAUCAGGAAGCUGACACUCUCUACUUUCUGUUCUCCAAAGAGCAAGCAUGAUCAGUUUCCUACUUUGACAGGGGUGAAGGCUAGACACUGCAGGUGGCUGGUACCUGUGCUGGAAGAGAUAUGCUUGGAAUUCCAGCGUACAGAGGACAAGUACAGUGUACAUCGGUUUCAAACUGUCAAGCACCUCAACCAGCUCUACACAAUCAUGGACUGCAGUGGCAUGCAUCCCACAGGGGAAGAAGCAACUUCUUUCAAAAAAAGCAUGAACCUUUGCCUCCUACACUACUCCAGGCUGUCAGUGUUGAGCAUCCAGCAAGGAAUUCUACAAUGGAAUGUGACCCCCAAGUUCCACUUGUGUGAGCACUUAGCAAGUGUCUUUCAGUGGUUCAAUCCUAAAUUUUCUUCCUGUUAUGCUGGUGAAACAAUGGUGGGCCACCUAUCAGCCCUUGCUCAUUCCUGCCUGAGUGGCACUGCCCCCUACCAGGUGGCCAGUAAG
Messenger RNA from Cladocopium goreaui, 1719 nucleotides. The record is from the annotation of a GenBank genome assembly. NCBI's taxonomy places the organism in Eukaryota, Dinophyceae, Suessiales, Symbiodiniaceae.